AUUGAUUGGCUAAAACUAUACAUCCAUCGAAUGGGUGUAUAGUCGUAUAGUUGUCAUGAAUAUGGCACGUUCCGUCCGCCAUACGCGCAUUCCGGACGAAGUACAGGUAAGACCGAACAAGGUGGUGCGGCCCGAGUGGAGUGUCGUUUAAAAUUUGGGUAGCAGUUUCGUCAUACGCUUGGGUGCGGUAACAAAAGAAACUGCAAUAAUAGUCAGGAUUGAACUAGCGCGUUAACAUUUCUCACGCUUCUCGCAAACAGUUGGAUGUCAGCCGUCAUUCGGUGUGCCUGCUUCCACGAAAGAAAGUGGUAAUAACGUGGUAGAAGCUUAAAUGGACUUCAAGAAACUUGUUUGGGCCUUCGCCUGGUUGGCGACGUUCGUCAACUUGAGCAAAGCGCAGAGUCCAAACUGCCUCCGCAACUCAACGCUAGAGCCUCCCGCGUUAAACUUUGAUAGUUUUAUGGCAACACCAGCCGAGCCCUCUCAUCAUUGUUCAAGAGACUGCACUAGUUCUGCGCCGAUGAGCUGUGAGUACACAUUUGUUGUAGAGUGGUAUUACACCAUGGCUAAAGCCUGUUACGACUGUCCGUGCAACCUCAGUGAUUGCGAGAGGGUUCAUUGCGUACCGGCAGACGGGGUUCCUAGACAAAUCAUGGUCGCAAACAGGGCUCUACCGGGACCUGCCAUCGAGGUUUGCGAGGGCGACGAGGUCAUCGUCAACGCCGUCAACAUGAUGGAUAAUGGCGAGUCUAUCACUUUACAUUGGCAUGGAAUUUAUCAGACAUCUAACCAGUAUAUGGACGGUGUGUUUAUGGUCACUCAGUGUCCCAUAUUACCCAGAACCACAUUCAGGUAUAACUUCUCAGCCGACCACGCUGGCACGCACUUUUGGCACGCUCAUACAGGAAUGCAACGAGCCGAUGGGCUUUUUGGUGCAAUGAUCAUCAGGCAAUCUAAACAGGUCGAUGCUCAGGGUCUCCUGUAUGACUAUGACUUACCUGAACACAAGGUCGUUCUCAUUGACUGGACCCACCAAGGGCACGUCAGUAUCUAUCUUGACCAACAUUUCAGAGGCACCGAGGACGAUCCAAAGUCCAUACUCAUCAACGGCAAGGGAGCGUUCGCCGUAUAUGGCAAUGCAUCGACGUCGACGGUGACGCCAAGGGAGAUCUACAACGUCGCACAGGGCAAACGGUAUCGCUUCCGGGUCAUUAGUAGUGCCAUAGCCAACGUCCCCAUGAAGGUCUCUGUUGAUGGUCAUAACAUCACCCUCAUCUCUAGCGAUGGAGACGACUUUGAACCAUUAGAAGUCGACGCUUUCUUCCUCUAUGGAGGAGAGAGGUACGAUUUCAUCCUGAAUGCCUCUCAAGAAGUCGGCAACUACUGGCUAAAGGUCGAGGGUUCCAAGCAAGGUUCGGGUCUGGUUGGGCUAGCAGUGAUCAGGUACCAGGGUGCAGCUGAUGAAGUACCCCCAGCUGAUCCGUCGGUAGAUAGACAAGGGUUGGUCUACCAAGAUGUCGACCAAGAACCAAAUGUGUUCCCAAGUGUUAAUGAUUUGAGAUCCUUAGGAUCUAGACAAGCAACAAAUAAUACAUUUCGUAGGGUCUACUUGCCCAUUGACAUUCGUGAACUCAAUAACCCGACCUUCAACGAUGCUGACCUGUAUCCUCUGGGCCCCAGCGGACCUGGCUGGGGGGAACAAACGCUGCCUCAAAUAAACAAUCGGACAUUUCAUUUCCCCGGGUUCCCUCUCCUGUCCCAAUUCGAUGAUGAGCGAGCCGCAGAAGGAUAUUAUGACGACAUUUUAUGCGAAGUGGAACAAGAUGGUUUUGAAAAUUGUGACACCGAGUUCUGCGCCUGCACACAGUACAUAAAAGUUGACUUAGGACAGACAUUGGAGAUCGUUCUCAUCGAUGUGGGCGCUGGCCCGUUUCCAGUCAAUCAUCCUUUUCAUCUCCAUGGUCAUGCCUUCCGUAUCCUGGCCCAGGGUCGAUCAGAGACCGGCAGCACCAAAGAGGACAUCAUCAGGCUUGAUGAAAAUGGCGGGAUCGUGAGGAACUACGACAACCCACCGGAAAAGGACACGGUGAUGACUCCAAGUGGAGGAUACACCGUCGUGGAGUUCGUUGCCGCCAACCCGGGAUGGUGGAUGCUACACUGCCAUAUGGAGGACCAUUUGGAGGAUGGAAUGGGGAUGUUAGUCCGCGUUGGAAACCAGUCUGAUCUGCCUCCGGUUCCAGAGGGGUUUCCAAGAUGCGAAGACUACCCUGCAGUUGACCCUACUCCGCCCAUCACCACUAUCACACCCAUCCCCACUACCACACCCAUUACCUUAAUAAUCCUAAUUGUGGUAAUCGUUCUCCUUGUCAUCAUCAUCAUAGUACUCGUCGUCGUCGUCGUCAUCGUGUGUCGUAGACGAUCACCAGAUGACGGGAAAGGUACACAUCAACAAAUCCCGAUGAACGAACGAUGAUCAUAAUUAAUGAAUAUCCAGAUCCCAAAAGAAAAUCUAACCUUAAUAAUACUCCAAAUAGAAAGCUGAAAUAUAAGAGAGCAAUAAACGGCUGGUGAAAGUUUCAAUGAAAUCCGACAAAAAAUAAAAUGUUAAACAUUUGUUAAAGUUCUGUUGUAACUACUUUACGUACGGGCACUUCAAUCUGCAAUAUCAUUUGACGUAGUGCCGGACAACUUUCAAAUUUCUAUCAACACACAAAAUUAAUAAACUAUCAUCUUUACUCAAUCUAUGACUCAUGAGCUUCUGUCAUUUAUAUAGCUCAUAUGCUCUCCACAAUAUAUUUUGAGUUUUACCACAAGAGAGAAGGCACUUGGGAGAAAAACAUAAAUCAAUGAUGCUUUUUACAUGACAAAGCGGAGAGUUGUCCAUGACUGCGUCACAAUCAUUUAGACCAAAUUGUCCAUUUGAAAUUUGCAUAGAUUUAGUGAUCUCAUGUUUCAAACACUCAUAGCUGUUUUUGUUAUUAUGGGUCCGAUUUAUUUCAAGCUUUCACCAUUCUGUUUGUCUUAUUUUUCUCUUUUCAUACUAUUAUAAUGCUGAGUGGUUACAAAAUAGGACUGGGUUGUUAAAGGUUCUAAGGAAGUACAUGCAGGCCACUUUUUUAUAAAACGAAUCAUAAUAUCCUUGUCUAAAGAAAUCCUGUGCAAAAGUGCCUUGUAUUACUUGGCUUCAAAGUGUAUCAAUCACCCAAGAAUGUCUUGCUCUUGAUGUAAGGGGUUCAUGUCGCUAUUCUGUUUAGCAAAUUUAAAAAAAGCUUCAGAAAGAAGAAUAUUCAAAUAUAAGAGGGAUCACAGUUUGAAUAUAUAAUACGUGCACAUUAAAACGUCUUGUUCAGUAGACUAGUUAACGCACGAGUAGGCCGACGCACUCACCAUCGUCACUCGCAUAAAAUAGGGCGUGCGCGGAACCCUACACCAAUGUGGGUUCCGUGUGUGAGCCCUCUCACUGCACUGGGUUUCAUAUCCUUUAUUUUCAUCAUUCUCAUUUCAAGUUUAUCUUAAGUAAGUUUAUUUUAUUUCACUUUAUCAAAGAUAACAUAAUUGAACAUAAUGAACAAUGGUAAUUAUUAUAAUUAAACAUACAAUAUAGAAAACAUAAUGUACAUGAUAAUAGUUAUAACAGAGAAUAUAAUCAUAUAAAUCAAUCAAUAAAGUGGGGGAUCUACUAAAAAGCAAAGCUUGUAUUUUGUAGGUCCGGGUUCAUAGGUUUAUAUAUAAUUUAG
Molecule: messenger RNA, 3737 nt
Organism: Strongylocentrotus purpuratus (purple sea urchin)
Lineage: Eukaryota; Metazoa; Echinodermata; Echinoidea; Camarodonta; Strongylocentrotidae
Product: laccase-1
Exons: 13
Coding region: 332-2473 (713 amino acids)
Biological process (GO): iron ion transport
Cellular component (GO): plasma membrane
Molecular function (GO): oxidoreductase activity; copper ion binding
Source: RefSeq, a predicted model, not a curated record